Prorocentrum cordatum is the source of this 1563-nucleotide messenger RNA. Lineage: Eukaryota; Dinophyceae; Prorocentrales; Prorocentraceae. The record is from the annotation of a GenBank genome assembly.
AUGCGCCAGAAGCGGGAAGCGAUUGAAAAGCAGAUCCAAGAGGUUGAAGAGGUUUUGUCGGCAGAUGCAGAUGGGGAUUGCGCAGCAAAAGCAGCCGAACGAUUAGGGUUUCUGUAUGCGGCAAUGGACUCGCUGGACGAAUCCGGCUUAGAAGAGGUUGCAGAGAAGUCGUUGAGAGAAUUAGGAUUCAUUCAACGCGGGGUUCAUGAGACUCCAUGUGGCGAGCUGUCUGGUGGGUGGCUGUAUCGGUUGAAGUUGGCAUCAGCGCUGUUGUCUCGUCCAGAGCUUCUGAUAAUUGACGAGCCGUCGUUCUUGGAUCAACAAGCCACUGAUUGGUUGAUUCGGUUUCUUGGGGAACAAUCUGCGAAGGAGUCCAAUGCCAUCAUUCUUGUUGUUACUCACAAAGAGCAGCUGCUUGACGCCCUUGCCAAACACAUUCUUUACAUAAGCGAAGGAAUGGGUGGGCGAUCGCUCAAGCAGUUUAACGGGUCAUACGAGUCGUUUUUGCACACGCAGGCCCAGGAGACUGAAGUCAAAGACCGCACAAGCAAAGCGACAGCUGCUGAAGAGGCGACUGCAGCUCGGACCGAGAAGCUGUUGAGUCAGCAUGCCAAGAAGGCUGAUGGCGGCUACGCCAAGAGGGUCAACGUUUCCGGUGCCAGGGCGGCGCGUACGAGUGCGAUGUGUGCCGAGCAGAAGCUACAGAAGGCCAUCAAGAAUCGUGCAGCCCAGAUGGAUCGGGUCCGAGAGCGGCUCGAGAAACGCUGUGAGGGGUCGGGCUUGCUAAAGACGCAGGGAAUGGCUGCCUUGACCCUUGCAGGCCAGGCUGCUGGAGAGACCGACGCCGUGAUUUUGAGCGUGAGCGAUGUAAGCUUCGACUACAACGGCAAAAUGCCUGCCACACUCAACAACAUUUGUUGUUCAUUGUGCUCGCGCGAUCGCGUGGCACUGGUAGGAGAGAAUGGAGCUGGCAAGAGUACCCUUCUAAAGCUCAUCGUUGGGGACCUCAAGCCGCGUCAGGGCGAGGUGCGGUAUCCACAUCCUCUGCGAAUCGUUUAUUUUCCUCAGAAUGCAGCGAUGGAGUUGGUGCUCAACCCAGAGCUCGCAGACUUGACCAUCACGGGGUUCAUUCAGCAAGUCGCCUCUGGGAAAGUACGUCCAGUGGGCCGACAACAUCAGCAAGAGUGUGGGUGUGAAAACACGUCCGAGAUGUCGGCUCUUGCCGCGCGCGCUCACCUGGGUUUUUUCGGCCUCACCAAGACCCUGGCGAGCCGACGUGUUGCGUUGCUGUCCACCGGGGAGCGCACGCGGCUGUACCUCGCUGCGCUGAUGGUUGGGUUCCAGAAGGACAAGCCACCAAACUUAUUGAUUCUCGAUGAGAUCUCAGACAAUCUCGACGUCGAUACUGUGGACGGCCUCGUGGAUGCGUUGGAUUCCUUCGACGGCGCUGUGCUUGCCGUAUCCCACGACCGCACAGAGUUUCUCGACAGGUUUGCAACGCAGCAAUGGCAGCUGCAGCAGGGCAAGUUGAAAAUAUCAAGAGAAAAGAUUAUCAUCAAGUGA